Molecule: messenger RNA, 2691 nt
Organism: Hemicordylus capensis (graceful crag lizard)
Lineage: Eukaryota; Metazoa; Chordata; Lepidosauria; Squamata; Cordylidae
Gene: NKX2-1
Product: NK2 homeobox 1
Exons: 2
Coding region: 271-1317 (348 amino acids)
Biological process (GO): cell differentiation; regulation of transcription by RNA polymerase II
Cellular component (GO): nucleus
Molecular function (GO): DNA-binding transcription factor activity, RNA polymerase II-specific; RNA polymerase II cis-regulatory region sequence-specific DNA binding
Source: RefSeq, a predicted model, not a curated record
UCUGGUGGCAGCCUAAAACCUGGCGUCUGGCUAAAACAAACGAAAGGCAGCGCUGAGCCUCCACUCAAUCCAAUUAAGGCGGACUUGGUCCACUCGGUUACGUGUUCAUCCAACAAGAUCGGCGUGGAGGCAACACACCAGAAUAUUUGGCAAAAAAAAAAAAAAAAAAAAAGGAGAGAGAGGGAGAGAGGGAGAGAGAGAGAAAGAGAGAGAGAGAUAUUUGCCUCCCCUUUCCCUUUUUUUCCCUCCUCUCCCCCCAGCCGCCGAAUCAUGUCGAUGAGCCCAAAGCAUACGACUCCUUUCUCAGUGUCUGACAUCUUGAGCCCCUUGGAGGAAAGCUACAAGAAAGUGGGCAUGGAGGGGAGUAACUUGGGGGCUCCUCUGGCAGCCUACAGGCAAUCGCAGGUGGCUCAGCCGGCCAUGCAGCAGCACCCCAUGGGCCAUAACGGGACGGUCACCGCCGCCUACCACAUGACAGCCGCCGGCGUCCCCCAGCUCUCCCACACCGCCAUGGGGGGCUACUGCAAUGGCAACAUGGGCGACCUCCCACCUUACCAGGAUACCAUGAGGAACAGCGCGUCGACCACCGGAUGGUAUGGGGCCAACCCGGAUCCUCGCUUCUCCACAAUCUCCCGCUUCAUGGGCCCGUCGUCGGGGAUGAACAUGGGCGGCAUGGGGAGCCUGAGCUCGCUGGGCGACGUGAGCAAGAGCAUGGCGCCCUUGCAGAGCACGCCGCGGAGGAAGCGCCGCGUCCUCUUCUCGCAGGCCCAGGUCUAUGAGCUGGAGAGGCGCUUCAAGCAGCAGAAGUACCUCUCGGCGCCCGAGCGCGAGCACCUGGCCAGCAUGAUCCACCUGACGCCCACCCAGGUCAAGAUCUGGUUCCAGAACCACCGCUACAAGAUGAAGCGGCAGGCCAAGGACAAGGCGGCCCAGCAGCAGAUGCAGCAGGAGGGCGCCUCUUGCCAGCAGCAGCAGCAGCAGCAGUCGCCCCGCCGCGUGGCCGUGCCGGUCCUGGUCAAGGACGGCAAGCCCUGCCAGGCCGGCUCCAACACGCCCACCGCGGCGCUCCAGGGCCACCACCAGCAGCAGGCGGCAGCCACCGCCAUCACCGUGGCCACCAACGGGCCCAGCCUGGGACAGCAUCAGAGUCACCAAGCCAGCAGCGCGGGCCAGUCGCCUGACCUGGGCCAGCACGCGGGCAGCAGCCCCUCCUCCCUCCAGAGCCAGGUGUCCGCCUUGUCCCACCUGAACUCCUCCAGCUCUGACUAUGGGACGGCCAUGUCUUGCUCCACCUUGCUAUACGGGAGGACUUGGUGAGAAGGGUGCCCGGCCUCAGCUCCGCCGGGGGCCACCACCGCCGAGGCCGAGUUUCCCUGUUUGUCUUUCUUUGACCCCGUCCUUUGACUUUUGUUUUUUGUCCUUAUCCCUUUUCAUUUAUCUGAGAAAUGGGUGGGGGGAGUGUCCUUGCGACAGAGAAGAAGAAAUAGACUUCUAGGUUGAGAAAUGGCGAUCGCUGCAGUCCCUAACUAGCCUCUGGAGAGGUUAAUGGCAGAGGAAGGACCAUGUACCCGCGGCUUGGCGUGGAUCUCCACGGACGCUUGUAUGUACAUACAAAAACCUUGUGGCGAGGGGUGGGUGUUUUCUCCCCAAUCCCCCCAAAAACUUUACCGUCCUUCCCCCUCAAAAACACACACGCGAGAGAAACACGAGGCCCCCCAGCCCAGACGGUGGAUGGAGACACUGAUACUAUCACGGCUUAGCAUUUCCCCCAUUAUGUUUGAUGUGAACCUGUAGCUGUAUAAUGCUGUCAAAAUCGUUGGACUAAACCCAUAGUUUUUAGUAGCCUGAAUAUUUUGUUGAUUAUUAAAAAGAGAGAGAGAGCGAGAGAGCAACGAUCUACCAAACAAAUCUUUUUUUAAAAACAACAACAACAACAACAACAAAAUUUCACUUUUUAAUGGAUGCUCAUGGAUCCAUGUACAUUCUUUGGCAGUUCUUUCUUGGCGCACGUUUCCUUUCUAUUCUUAUUCUUUUUCUUUUUUGCCCUCCUUGUAACUUAUGUAGAUAUAUUUGGCUUUAAAUAUACUUCCCUGAAAAGCUUCUAAUAAAUUAUAAAGAUCACAGAAAUUUCUUAUUGCCCUUUGCUAUUUUCCCUCUCAAAGAAAUAUAAAUAGGGAACCGAAUAUCGUAAGUCGCCUUCCCUCAAAGGCCUGGGACCCGUUUCCCACUGAAUUUCAACCGAAAAAUUGACCCAGCCAUCGAAACUGGAAGUACGACCGGGGACAAGUUUUGGGGAACCUGACCAGCAAAUACAUAUAUGUGAUCGAUUCACAUGUUCUAGCUUAACUAGAAUUCGACGUAAAUGAGUCAGUCCUGUCCAAGGCAAUGAGCAAGGCAGAAAGGAGACAUGGAAAUCCAAGUGGAGUCAUUUAUAGAGGAAAGGAAAUAUUUGCAUACCACUAAUGGAAGUUCCGAAAGGGUGCGUUUAAGAUACUAUUACUGCAAGGGUGGGCAAGCUAACGAGGAACAUACUAACCGGGUAAAAGGGGGGAUAUCAAAUCCUUGUAAAGAACGUCCAGUUUUAUUAACUUGUAAAAACACAAUUUCUACAAAGGUUUCCUAUGUAAUUGUAUUUUAAGGAAAGUACAACCAUCCUAUUUAUAAUCAAAAUAAAAACGAUAGUUUAUUGUG